UUGCAGGUGGUGGUUUAGCUUAGCUGCUUCUGUCACAUACCCUUUGGAUCUUGUAAGAACACGCCUUUCAGCACAGGGUGUUGAUGGUGGAAAUAUAAUUUCAAAUUUACGAAGUGGUGUGGCAGCUGAAAAAGCGUUGGCCAUAAGAGAAGGGUUUCUCUAAUAGAAGGUCUAGGCAUAGGUUGACACUUGGCACUAUUAAAUACGCAGUUUUUCAUGUUCUUUCACUCGAGGGUAGCCAUUGUCUUUCAAUUUUAGAUGUGGCUGAAAAGAUCCAGGAUGAUCUCCAAUAGGGGAAGAGGUGGCUCCCCUAAUAGAGGUGGCAGAGGAAGAGGAUCAUAUCCUCUUAUACAACAUGGGAAAUAUUUGCUAAUAGCAUAAAAUAUUGCCUCCCAACCAUCAUCAUCUAAUAUACCCAAACCUGGGGAUCCAUUAUACUCGGCUUUCCAACAAUUCUCGAAACAACAAAAGGAUAAUAAUCCUUUUUCAAAAAUAGUUUCGGAGGAAGAUAUUGAUGAUUCCUCAGAAUACAUUUUGACUCCCCAUAAAGAUUUAAUAAUUCUUUUGGAAGAAAAGGAUAUCAUGUUAUAUUUUGAGGAUAAUGAUGAUCCAUGUAAUUUAUUUUCCAGAUAUUUGGAUACCGCGUCAUACGCAACAUGUUCUUACAAAUCAAGAAAUUAUUAUGAAAAUAUUCUAAGUUCUACAGGUACAUGUGAAAUCUCACAUUUCUCCUCUUCAGCAGACAAGAAAGUUUAUAACUUCAGCAAAGUAAUAUUCAAACGGAUUAUAUCUGCAGAGGAAUGGGGUUUAAGCACCCUCAGGGAAAGAGAAUUUCUCCACCCUGAACAAAAGAUCUCAAUAAAAUACAAUUUCUGGGAUUAUAUCGACAACUUAUAUAAAGCUUUUCUUUAUGAAAAUCCAAAAAGGAAACAUUCCUGGUUUUUCAAAAUUUGUGACCAAGUUUAUAAACAAAAGUUGCCAAAUUGGUUUACACAAUGGUGGAUAUCAUAUGGUCCAAGUAUUCAAAUUCUACCUGAACCAUUCAAAUCUUUAUAUGUUGAAUGGCUACAUGUAGCUCCGAAAUACAAGGAGGCUCUUGAACAUUCCAAUGGGGGAAGAGAAGUAAUACAUACUCUAGAUUUUUUCAUAGAAUUCUCAAUUCCUUGGAUUUGGAAAUGGAUCCCAGAAGUCGAUUAUAGUCCUAAUACGUUCCCAUCUUUACAAAAGUCAUAUCUUACAAAAUUUUGGGCAAAGAUGUUACAAAAAGAUCUGACUUCAAAUGAGAUAAAUUCUAAACAAACGAUUGAUAAUAUCAAUCAAGCAAUUUUGAAAUAUAAAUCACAAAAAGAAUUUUUAUCCCAUAAGGAACAAUCCAACAGUUUUAAUCCUUAUGAGAAGGUAUUGAACUCCAUCAAAGCACAAGGAAAUUCCUCUCCAUCAAAAGAUGAAAUUAUCAAGACCUAUUUCCGUCAAAUGAAAGAAGACCUGCUUCAGAACAUCAAUAAACAAUCGUCAGAUAGCUCCAUGUUAUCUACAGGCAAUGAUGACAACUGUCUUGCAGGAGAAUCUCAGCCACUUGAUGAUAAUAAUGACAUUAUGGACGAAUGUACUGUCGAAGAUGCUUUUGCCACUAUUGAAGAUAUGAUAUUGGAAAAGCUACAAAAGAAAAAGACAAAAACUUAAUAAGUUCAUGAUGGAAAUUUCUACACCUGUUCGCCAUUUGCUUUUAUAAAGCAACAAUAAUAGAGGCAUCUCGGCAUCAAAUCAACCAGUUGUCACAAUGCACUCGAUAGUGCACCCAAUUAUUAUUCUGUAACAUUUUAUAGUUUUUAAUCUUUGGUUGAAGUCCGGGCCUAUAUAUAGUUUUCAUUACUUAUACUUUAUUAUUGUUUGAAUUAGCCUAAUGAUAGGCUAAACCCUUUUAAGUGUUAAGUAAUCUCAUGAAAUUAUGGCUUUAUUAAUUUUGUAGAAACCUUAGGUAUCAUAUAGUUAUUUGUAAUACAAAAGUCUAGGUUAUUAACAGGUAAUUUAAGUUGAAAUGUCUUACCAUUAGUCGUGAUGUUGCCCGUCUUUAGCCAGGGUUUGGCGUUUUUAGGGUUGUUUUAUCAUUGACUUGGUAUAUAUUAACAUUUCAAAUUAAAUUAUUUGUUAUUGUAAAUAAUCCUAUGACCGUAUUUUGACAUAACUAUAUGGUACCCCUGGGCCUUCUAUGGAAUUAUGGUAUCAGAGCCAUGUGUUUCAUAAGAUUAUUUAACACUUAAUCUCCAAAUGAAUUUUCAAAUGUUCAAAAAGAAUAAUAGAAAUAAUGUUAAAAAUCAAAUAAAUGAAGAAUAUGAAAUCCCAAAACAAUUAGAUUUACUAAACAAAUAGACAAUUCCUAGAA
Messenger RNA from Lactuca sativa (garden lettuce), 2383 nucleotides. The record is from RefSeq and is a predicted model, not a curated record. Lineage: Eukaryota; Viridiplantae; Streptophyta; Magnoliopsida; Asterales; Asteraceae.